Dunckerocampus dactyliophorus (ringed pipefish) is the source of this 9607-nucleotide messenger RNA. RefSeq names its product apoptosis inducing factor mitochondria associated 2 (gene aifm2). The coding region runs from base 2232 to 3350 and encodes 372 amino acids. Gene Ontology annotation, biological process: positive regulation of apoptotic process; apoptotic mitochondrial changes. The transcript is spliced from 9 exons. NCBI's taxonomy places the organism in Eukaryota, Metazoa, Chordata, Actinopteri, Syngnathiformes, Syngnathidae. The record is from RefSeq and is a predicted model, not a curated record. Gene Ontology annotation, molecular function: electron-transferring-flavoprotein dehydrogenase activity; flavin adenine dinucleotide binding. Gene Ontology annotation, cellular component: cytoplasm; mitochondrion.
UUUAGACUGAAAGGAUAUCUGGGUGACAUCCUUGGGACUUCCUGGCUCGCCAUCAGACUUCAGGCUCUGCAGAGAAAACACAUCAAUCACGCCGUGUGCAUCCGCCUGUUGGAUAGACACUGGAAUAACAGUGUGGAUGCUUUGUGUCCCUGUCAGGACAAGUUUGCUUUUGACAAGAGGGUGCUCAGCCGCGUCACAGGGCUGCUCUGUGUGUGUGUGUGUGUGUGUGUGUUCGCGUGCGCGUCACGCCAAAGAGCUUAGCAUUAAAAAAGCAGCAGCUGUGACAUCUGUGGGAAAAAGAUGCCCAGAGGCAUUUAAACAAAAGUUAUUUGCUGCAACAGUGCAUUGACUGCAAUUUAUGCAUGUGGGUGUGUGCAUGACCUUGCAUCCUAACACUCACGUGUAUGUGAGAGAAUUCAUCAGACGUGACUACAAACAGUGCAACUGUUGGCAAGAAAUGAAAUAAUAAGAAACAGCUCUCUCGUCAGGGUGGCGCCAGAGCACAGAUGGCUCCUCGGUCUGACAAUCAGGAAGGUAUGUGUCCAGUCAUCCCUCGUUUUAGCGGUUAAUUGGUUCCAAUUUCCGGGAUACUCAAUGUUAAUAAAUAAAAUAUUUUCGUAGUUGGAGCAAAGAAAACCUGUUUAUGACUUUCUAAAUACUGUUAUGUUUUUAACAUUAUUAGAGCCCUGAAGACAUGAAAUAGCAUUAUAUACAGUAUAGUCACCUUUACACUCCUAUUAGUCAUUGUUUACACCACAUUGCAACUCUUGCUGCAGGGACUCGACACGACCGCUAACUAGCAAGCUGGCGAGCUAACCAGUUAGCUUCGAAUGAUUUUUUUCUAAACUUUAGCAGCCAAAAACUUACCACUCCUAUACGGGAUGGUAGGAGACCAUCUACUCUAUCAUGUCGGACAUGCCAUGGCUGACUUCAUGCAAGUAAUGUAAUGUAGUAGUGUGCGGAUCGAUACUGAAAUAUCGGUACUUCUGAUACCAGCUCUUCAGAAACGUUUGUUGAAAGGGUGACCUAUUUUAACAGCCAUGUGUGAACUGUGAAUAAAGUUUGAAUUUUUACUGUCGUUCUUAAUAAUUAAUCAUUUAUUUUAAUGGUUUUAUUGUUUAACUUAUUUUUUUUAUUGUUUAAAAUACAAUUUUCACAGAUUUUAUAUGAUUUUGUCCUCAGUUUUUUCUGUUCUUGUAUAAUAGCUUGUUUAUACCUCAAUAUACUUUAGGGCUUAAAAUUAAUUAAUUAAUUCUUAAAUUAUUAGUUUAUUUAAAUUAUUAAUUUAUUUAAAUACACUGCUUUUUAGGUGUACUUUAGGUGCUGCUUUUAAGUGUACACAUUAGGCACAUUUGGUGAUUUGCACAAAGUAUUGGAUCAGUAUCGCCGAUACCAGCCUGAAUUUUACUCAGUAUAAGAUUGGAAACAAAAUCAGUGGUAUCACACAUUGCUAGUUAAGGUAAUGUCUCAAUGUUUUGUGUCAUUACUGCCGCCUAGUGAGUAGAAUACUACAUAUCACAUGUAUUUCAAAAUGUGUUGACUAGUAAUAGACCAUAGUCUACCACCAAACAGCCAUCAUUUAUUCAUUAAUUCAUUUCUGAAAAAACGCGAUACAGCGAGGGAGUGCUAAUCCAACCGCGAUAUUGCGGGGGAUGACUGUACUGUAGUCAUUUAUUCGGUGGCUGAUGCACCACUGAGACCUUGGCUUCCACAACAUUGCUAGCCUGAAAACAAAAGUGGGAAGACCCGCUCAGAUGAAGAAUCCUAGUGGAUCUGAUGUUGGACCACAAAUCCAAGACAAAAAGAUCAGAAGGGAUCAACACCUUUGGCAGUGGAUCCCAAAGAGAUCAGCAGUGUCUCUAAAAGAAGAAUAAUGCAAAGAAAACACUGGAAUGGAACAAGAGGAAUAAAACAGCUGCAAUGUACCGUCAGGAUUUCAACAGAAAGCUGGAAUGCAACAACGUAGAAGGAGGCAGGGAGACAUCUUGGAUCUGAACCAGCAUCUGCCAGCAGUCACAUUCCUCACGAUCCCACUUCCUGAACAAAGCUCCACAACUCCCUACAACACCCCCAACCUCACCCUCCCUUCCCAGUGAAGGCAUGACGAGAGCCCGCCCUGUCUAGUGGGAGGGGUGAUGUGAUUGGUGGGCAGCCAGUGACGGAAGUCCCGAGGGAGCAUGACCGUUAAGAUUUGAAAAGUCAGACAGCAAACCUGAACAGCUUCAGUUGGGAUGGGCGGUCAGAGCUCUUCAGUGGAGGGCGUGCACGUGGUGGUGGUGGGCGGGGGCUUUGGGGGUGUGGCCGCUGCACAGCAUCUGAAGCGUGGAGGCCUGAGCUUCACUUUGAUUGACAUGCGGGACGCCUUCCAUCACAACGUGGCAGCGUUAAGAGCAUCCGUGCAGCCAGGCUUUGCUCAGAGGACCUUCAUCCCAUACGCUGACACGUUCGGAGACAGUUUUCUUCAAGGUCGGGUGGCGCGAGUCGACACUGAGCGCCAAGUGGUGGUCCUGGAAGGAGGGAUGGAGGUCCGCUUUUCACACCUCAUCCUGUGCACGGGAACUGACGGGCCUUUUCCCGGGAAGUUCAACACAGUGGCGUCGUAUGAGAACGCCAUUCAGGCUUACAAGGAGUUUGUCAAGCAGAUCCAGACGGCUGACUCUGUGCUGGUGGUGGGUGGAGGCUCGACAGGCGUGGAGAUGGCGGCUGAGAUCAAGACCGAAUAUCCACAAAAGAAGGUGGUUCUGGUCCAUGCCCGAGGCGGCCUGGCCGACCCAGAGCUCCUUAUCAGCGUGCGGCGCCAGGCCAAGGAGGUUCUGCUGGAAAAAGGGGUUGAGCUACUGCUGGGUCAGAAAGUGUCCAACCUCUCCAGUCUGACUUUCAAUGUGACCCAGAAGAACAUGGAGGUCACCACGGAGAACGGAACCAGACUGACCACGGACCUGAUUAUCAACUGCAGCGGACUGAAGGUCAACUCAGCCGCCUAUGAGUCCAACUUCCCUGGAAGUUUGGCACAAAAUGGCGCCCUGAAGGUCAACCAGCAUCUGCAGGUGGAAGCUUUUUCGAACAUUUACGCCGUGGGCGACUGCACCAAUGUGCAAGAGCCCAAAACGGCGUACCUGGCCGGGCUGCAUGCCGCUGUCGCCGUGAGCAACAUCGUCAACAGUCUGAGCGGGAAGCCGCUGACCUCGUACCGCACAGGCAACGUCACCAUGCUGCUUGCCAUGGGCCGGGACGACGGCGUCGGACAGUUUAAUGGCCUCAGGUUACCUCGCUGCCUGGUUGCCAUGGUGAAGAGUCGGGACCUGCUGGUGUGGAAGAGCUGGAAGGACAUGUGCCAGGUGCAACCCUGACACGUGCCAUUGAUUGAGUGACAUUUUCUUUUGUCACAAGCUUGUGUCCACAUGAAGAACUGAACAAAACAACUUCCUUUACUCAUGUUGAAUAAUUUAUCAUUAAAUGAACUUGCUCAUCACACAAAGUCAUAAAUAAUCAGAAGGAACUCUUGGAUACGUGUCUAGCCCGGAGCCAUCAUUUGCCUCCUGAACGUAAAUUUUAAAAAACCUCACAAGGUAUCUUGUUACCAUGGCAACAUCAUUGCAUCAUGAGAAGAGGCGUUAACUGAUCAGUAAAGUCACUGGAGGACAAUUCAUAGAUUGUUAAUUUGGAUGCUGGUAACAUGAGGACACAGGGUCAUCUGUGUCCCCAACGAUACUGGGGCUCUGUGAAGUCACCUCUGUCAAUCAUUAUGGGCUCAACCCCCCCCCAAAAAAAGACUAAUGUUCUUCUAUGUUCUGUUUCUGUCACGGGUCCUAAAGCCUGGUUUAUGCUUCUGCGUCGUCACUUGCCGUCCCUUCUAACACCGACCCUUCAACACCGUCCCCUCCAAUGCUGUCCCCUCCAACCCGUCCCUUCCAACGCUUUCCCCUCCAUCGCUGUCCCUUCCAAUGCCAUCCCCUCCAAUGCCAUCCCCUCCAACGCUGUCCCUUCCAACACCAUGCUUUGCAACGCCAUCCCCUCCACAACCAUUCCCAUCAACCAGCGUUCCUUCUAACGCUAUCCCCCUGCAACGCCGUCCCCUCCAACACCAUUCCCUCCAAUGGGUCCUUGAUCCUUUGUCAGAGUUUUGUGACGUGCAGUUGUCUGCCAAAACACUAGGCGCAUUGUUUAAGACAACCCAGUGAGCAAUUACAACUCUCACUGACUAUUUAGUUUGUUAGCUUGGUAAUUAAGGAGAGAAGCGGAGUGUUAUUGCAGCUGGAGCUAAUCAAUACGUUACAACAUUUUUGUUGCAAAGAUUGAUUUGAAAGUGGAGGGGAAGGCGAUGGUGACAGUGGGCUGUACUCCCUCUGAACGAGUCGUAUACGCACAGAAAAUAAUGUAAAAAAGCCGACCAAUCGCAGCCUUUACGAUGUGCCCCGCCGUGACGCGAGGGUGCUUUUUUUUUUUUUAAAGUGCACUUCAUGCUACACAGGACGGUUUUGGAGGGGAGGACCAAGCGCCGUACCGUACACUGGCGCCUCGACGCAGGAGCAUAAUCCAGGCUUUACAAUCACCAUCACACACCUCCCAGUCCCCACCCUGCAAUUAGGGGCCCCAGCAGCAAACUAGCCCCACCAGUAUAAACAGCCAGACUGGUUCUGUCUGGAAUAGACAUUUGUGAGGUGGUCCAAACUCCAAUUCUGCUUUCCAAAAUAAAAGUUCUUCAGUGAAACAUACAGGAAGUGAAUGUAAAAGACAGGGAAUUACCAUUUAUGACCCAUGUCAGCAGGAAGUGACACUAAUGUUCCUCGUGUCCCAGGAGGCUUUGCAGCUUUCACCUUAAACCCCGCCUACUCGGCCUUGCCGCACUUGCGUGUCUGGAGGUAUGAGUGAUAGAAGAAGUUGGAGAAGAGCAGCAGGUAGCUGAGGUACAUGAGUGCCCCCCAGGCAAUGUUGACUAGGUGGGAGGGGCAGUCGCCAUGUUGCAUCCAGCGGUACACCAGACCAAUCACCGCAAGACCCGCCGCCAUCUGCAACAGCUGAGCGCACGUGACGACCACGGCCAGAACACGAGGCACACGCAAGCCGGCGGCGCGUGCGGCGUAGUAACUGUACAUGAAAGCAUGCACUGUGUAGUUGAUGGUCAUGAACCACCCGCCGCCCGCCACCAUGUCUUUGUAGGAGUACCACGAGUAGAGCAGAACCGUGAUAUGGUGGUACCAGUGCAGGAAGAGGAGGCGCUGCUUCCUCAGCACGAUGAAGAGCGUGUCACCUGACAAAACACACACGUGCAUCACAUGUACAGUAUGUGUGAUGCGUGGCUAAUGGCGGAAAUGCAAACAGGAAAUGAGACUCACCCAGCUCAGGUACCUUGCUCAGCAUGAAGGCGUAGGCCCAGAACUUACUGACGGGUCCGUGAUAGAAGACCUGGUCACACACGGAACGCCGGAAGCCACCGCUGCUCAGGACGUGAAGCAUGAAGUAACCCGUACGCACGGCACCCAUGAUGCUGCACACACACACACAGAGUUAGUCAUCAAUCAGAUGCAUGUGAUUGGUCCCUCUUUACCCUUGGUAAGGCCAGGUGGUCAUUGCUUACAGUACUUCUGACUCAGUCACUGUCACCAUGGAGAUGAAAGUUGCUAAAACAGACGUGAAUGCUGACCUGAAUAGCGCGAGAGCGAGCGACCAGACAGCCAAUGGCCUCCUCAGGUUCAUUUUAGGGCGGAGCCUCAUGUAGUGCUGCCCUCCAAGUACUAGGGCGCCGUACACGGCGCUUAACACGAAGGCCGUGCCCCUGCAGGGGACCAAACGCACACUUGAGCCUCUUUCACACAGAGAUUGCAGUAUCAGAACCGUAACAAAUGAUCCGGCAUUUAUCUGCCUUUCACGCAUAAACCUAGCAAAGCAGGACAUUGCCACAAGUGUGUGUGUUUGUGUAGCUGUGUGGUAGUUUAUGUGUAAACCUCACUCCCUGGUGCCUCAAGAGCUGCACAGGACAAUGAGUUCCAAGGGCUGUUUGACUUUACUCUCAUUUGGUGGAGAUGUGUAGUCGCACGGUGGCCAUGUGGUUAGCCACAAAGUCAGGAGAUAGAGAAGGUUCAAAUCUCUGCUUGGGCAUCUCUGUGUUUGGAUGUUCUCUCAUGUUUUCUCCAGGUACUCCGGUUUCCUCCCACAUUCCAAAAACAUGCAUGUUCUAAAUUGAAUGGUUGUCUACAUGCGCCCUGCGAUUGGCUGGCGUACAGUCCAGGGUUGCCACUCCCUACCUCUCAACUGAAGUCAGCUGGGAUAGGCUCCAGCAUACUCCCGCAACCCUAAUGAGGAUAAAUGGCAUAGAAAAUGGAUGGAUGGUGCAGGUUCGAGUCCCGGUCAUAGCUGCACUGUUAUGUGUGUGUUUUCACACACAUGAUGACCAUGUGAUGUUCAUCCGCUGCUCUGAUUGGUUGGCUUGGUCACUGGUGGGCGUGGCCUCACCUGGACAGACCAGAUAUGAAGUUGCACACAUUCCUAGGUUGUGUGAUCAGUCGCCAUGCGAUGACAUAAUCACGUUGGACUUAUCCUGUUCUUUGUUUGUGCGGUUCUGCUACACACAUCUCUCAUCCAAAGAAAACACAAAGAAACAACAACAAAAAAAGAAAAGAAACAUAAUCAUCUGACUGAAGUGUGCCGAUCAUCAGAGUGACCAAGAGGUCAGUGAAGUUGAUUUCAGUUUGUCAGUCAGUCAAAGGAGAGUCAUUCUCACCAGUUGUUCUUCAUCCAGGAGAUGGCUCCACGCUGGUCGAAGUUUCUUUCAAAGUCGAACUCUGUCAGCAUCAUCGUGAGGUUACGAGUCAGGCCCUGUGUGAGCUCACCUGCUUCCCUCUGGCCCGAGUGUAGAUUUCCUGCUGGGGGCGUGGCCUCCAGGACCCACCUGGAACCAGAUGGACUGGUUGAGAGUGUGUGUGUGAAGGGGCAUACCGAGAUUUCAAUGUAGUUUGCCAGGGGCGGACUUACCAUUAGGCACACACAAGCAAUUGCCAAGGGCACUGAGAUUUCCAGGGGUCCCCAAACGUCUCAUAAAAACUGAUUACUGAUUUGUUUUUACUUCGAUUUUAAGUACAUACAGAGUUGUGAAAAAGUGUUUGCCACAUUCCUGAUUUUUUCUUUUUUUUUGCAUGUUUGUCACACUUAAAUGUUUCAUAUCAUCAAACACAUUUAAAUAUGAUUCAGUGACAACACAACUGAACACAAAAUGCUGUUUUUAAAUGAAAAAUGGCCCUGUGUGAAAAAUUGAUUGCCCCUGUGUUAAAACAUUACAUAACUGAGAUUAAUGGAGUAAUAAUCUAUCAGUCUGGAAAAGGUUAUAAAGCCAUUUCUAAAGCUUUGGGACUCCAACCAACCACAGUGAGAGCCAUCCACAAAUGGCAAAAACAUGGAACAGUGGUGAACCUUCCCAGAAGUGGCUGGCCAACCAAAAGUACCCAAGAGCGCAGCGACGACUCAUCCAAGAGGUCACAAAACACCCCACAACAACAUCCAAAGAACUGCAGGCCUGCAUUGCAGAGUUCCAAGACCAAAACCACUGCUGAACAAAAAGAACAUUAAGGCUAGUCUCAAUUUCGGCAGAAAACAUCUUGAUGAUCCCCAAGACCUUUGAGAAAAUACUCUGUGGUCUGACGAGACAAAAGUUACCUUUUUUGGAAGGUGUGUGUCCCAUUACAUCUGGCGUAAAAAUAACGGCACAUUUCAGAAAAGAGCAUCAUACCCACAGUAAAAUCUGGUGGUGGUAGUGUGAUGGUCUGGGGCUGUUUUGCUGCCUGUGAUAAAUGGAACCAUGAAUUCUGCUGUCAACCAAAAAAAAAUCCUGAAGGAGAAUGUCCGGCCAUCUGUUGGUGACUUCAAGCUGAAACCAACUUGGGUUCUGCAGCAGGACAAAACACACCAGCAAGUCCACCUCUGAAUGGCUGAAGAAAAACAAAAUUUAGACUUUGGAAUGGCCUAGUCAAAGUCCUGACCUGAAUCCUACAGUAUUGAGAUGCUGUGGCAUGACCUUAAAAAGACGCUUCAUGCUGGAAAACCCUCCAGUGUGGCUGAAUUACAACAAUUCUGCAAAGACGAGUGGGCCAAAAUUCCUCCACAGCGCUGUAAGAGACUCAGUUAUUGCAAACGCUUGAUUGCAGUUGUUGCUGCUAAGGGUGGCCCAACUAGUUAUUAGGUUUAUGAGGCAAUCACUUUUUCACACAGGGCCAUGUAGGUUUGGAUUUUUUUUUCCUUCCUUAAUAAUAAAAGGUUUCAUUUAAAAACUAAAAUUGCAUUUUGUGUUCAGUUUUGUUGUCAUUGAGUAAUAUUUAAAUUUAUUUGAUGAUCUGAAACAUUUAAGUGUGACAAACAUGCAAACAAAUAAGAAAUCAGGAAGGGGACAAACACUUUUUCAAACCACUGCAUUGCUGUUUUAGUUUAAAUUCAUGUACUUAAAACUACAACAAUAUGCGUAACCUAUCAUGAUGGUUUUGACUUCUCCACCAUCCCUUCUGAUGCAAUGGACGAUUCCAUGUUACUGUGCAUGUGCAGAUUGAUUCAGGAAGAUGGUGGCAAAACAAAGUUGUUGUCGUGGUGAGGAGUUACCUGAGUGGAGCGGAGAAGGCGAGAGGAAAGUACAUAGUUUUAGAUAUACUGUAGUUACAUAUAGGCCUUUCUUGGCACAUGUUAGAUUGCAUGACCAGAGCAGACAUUUCUACUCGCAGUAUCUGUAUCACUUGCUUUUGGCCUUGCUUUUUUUUCCACACCCCUUUUGCACACAAUCAGUAUGGACCGUCUCCAACCAGCUAAGACCACGGGGUCACACGUAGAGACAUACGACAGGAAAGCUCCCACGCACCCACGCACGCAAGGGGAGAACAUGAAAACUCCACAAAGAGAUGCCCAACAGAGAUUCGAAACCAGAUCUUCCCCAUCUCCUGACUGUAUGUAUUGCUAACCACUAGGCCACAAUUUACAAAUACCAUUAUUUGCAACGUUGUUUCAACGUUGCGGUACAAUGUUGCUUAAAUGUUACAUUUCAACAUUGUCUCAAUUGACAAAUACAUCUAUUUUGCAACGUUGUUUCAACUUUAAAUGUUCAACGUCAUGAGUGUUUAUUCAACGUUCUAUCAACCUGCUGGGUUGAGGCCACAUGUGGUAAACUCAAGGCCCGGAGGCCAUAUGUGGCCCACCACAUCAUUCCCGCAAAAGCCUGAGCAUAAUGUGUUUCAAUAAUGCACUUCACCGUUUCCCUUCUAAAUGUAUUUGAUCUUUCAUUUUGACAGAAAAAUUGCGCCGCGUGCAGUUCUCCUAAACUUUAAUUUUAUCUGAUCAUGCAACAAGAUAUUCCAAGCAUUUCUUGUUAUCCAAAAUAAAUAUUUGAAUGUCUGCUUGUCUCCUUGACAUUCUCUUCAGUUCUCAUUUCAAAGCAAGUUAUCCAUCAAUCUGUUAGUAAAAAUGUAAUAAUCAAAUGCAAUUGUGUGAGUUUAUACAGUCGUCUCUAUAUUGCGAUUUUUUUUUUUAAAUAAUUCAUAAAUGAUUGCUGUUUCGUGGUUGACUAUGGUCGAUUAUUAGUCAAUUAUCUGCCACAAACAGGAGAUUACUGUAUUUGUAUUCAUAUAUACAGACC